AAGGGAUUUGAUAUCUUCCUCAUUUCAAGAACCAAAUUCUACCUACAAACAACCAUUUUCCUUUUCCCUUUCUUUUCCACUGCUAACAGUUUGGUUCUUUAUUUACAGAUAACAGAGGAUGUCAUCUACUAGGGAAACCAUGUUGGACCCUUUUAAAACGUGGAAAUUCCUUGUUUCAACGAUUACCAUAAAACCAAUUGAUGUUUUAGUUUUCUUAUUGAAAACAACCCUAGCUAUUUUCAUAGUUGCUUCAAUCUCUCUGUUUUUUUACUUUGCUUUCUCUGUUCAGCCCCGUUGGCUCUCUUCUCCAAUCUGCAAUAAUAGCCAACAAAAGUUCAUUGCCAAAAAUAGUUCUUCCAGUCAGGCUUAUGGACGGACGAAUUUGUCCCAUAUCCAGUUUGGCAUCGGCGGCUCAGCCAAGACCUGGAACCAGCGCCGCCGUUUCUGUGAGCUAUGGUGGAGACCUAACGUUUGCCGUGGGUUCGUUUGGCUGGAUGAGAAGCCUCCCAAUGGUGAAAACUUGCCACCUACAUCUCCUCCCUACAAAAUCUCCGAGGACACUUCCAGGUUCAAGUACACAAGUUGGUACGGAUCACGUUCUGCUGUUCGUAUGGCACGUAUAGUGAAGGAAAGCUUCGAGCUUGGAUUGGACAACGUGAGGUGGUUCGUAAUGGGGGACGACGACACACUGUUUUUCCUCGAGAAUUUGUUGACUGUUUUAAACAAAUACGACCACAAUCAAAUGUAUUACAUUGGUGGGAACUCUGAGAGCGUGGAGCAAGAUGUGAUACACUCUUAUAACAUGGCUUAUGGUGGCGGUGGAUUCGCCAUAAGCUACCCUUUAGCAGCUGAGCUCGUUAAGGUCUUAGAUGGCUGCAUUGAUCGAUACGCAUCAUUUUAUGGGUCAGACCAGAAGGUUCAGGGUUGCAUGAGCGAGAUUGGUGUCCCAGCCACUAAAGAGCUUGGUUUCCAUCAGUUAGAUAUUCGAGGGGACCCUUAUGGUUUACUGUCAGCGCAUCCUUUGGCGCCAUUGGUGUCACUUCACCACCUCGAUUAUGUUCAACCCGUUUUUCCGGGUAUGACACGGAUUGGUUCACUCAAGAAGCUAAUUACUGCUUAUGAAAAGGAUCCAAGUCGGGCCCUACAGCAUAGUUUCUGUUACGAUUUCAAGCGUAACUGGUCUAUUUCAGUGUCGUGGGGCUACAAUGUGCAGUUGUAUCCGUCUCUGGUUACGGCCAAGAAGCUUGAAACGGCUUUUUCCACGUUUCAAUCUUGGAGGACUUGGAGCAGUGGGCCUUUCACGUUUAAUACCCGACCCGUUGAAAAAGACCCGUGUGAGAGACCCGUUAUGUAUUUCUUGGGUUCUGCUGAGAGGGUUAAUGGGGAUACAACCCUGACUACUUAUGUGAGGAAUGUCGAAGAGUCAGCCAAAGAAUGUGAUAAGCCGGACUAUAGCCGGGCUGUGGCUGUUCAAUUCUUCAAUGUCUCGAGUGCAAGGUUGAACCCUGCCAUUUGGAGGAUGGCGCCACGUAGACAAUGCUGUGAGGUUAUCAACAGUGGAGAAGGAGUGGACAGCCUGAGGGUCGAAGUCAAGAUUAGAGCAUGCCAUCGGUUUGAGAGUGUCACUCCUCCAUAGAAUGUGCCAAACAUUGACAAUUCCCAUGUAAAUAACAAGAUAUUUGUACACUUGAUUACAUUAUCCCUGCAUAGUGCAUACCUCCCACCCGGCCAGCCAUUUUUGGCGAAUUUGCUUUUAGCUAUCUUAAUCUUGUAAUUUUACAAACAUGACGAUUGUAACAAGGAGAACUUCAUUUCUUUCAAGGAAAA
This is a messenger RNA of Gossypium arboreum, 1827 nucleotides long. RefSeq lists its product as uncharacterized. The transcript has 2 exons. NCBI's taxonomy places the organism in Eukaryota, Viridiplantae, Streptophyta, Magnoliopsida, Malvales, Malvaceae. Bases 119 to 1636 code for a protein of 505 amino acids. The record is from RefSeq and is a predicted model, not a curated record. Gene Ontology annotation, molecular function: acetylglucosaminyltransferase activity.